AUGGAAAGCAAUUCAGAUAGCUUUUCCUCCUCAGAUCUCGAUCCUUUAAAUACGCAAGGAGGAGGUCAUGGACAAUUAUGUAAAAUUAAAAAUUUAGACCAUGGUAUUGAUUGCGUAGCUAAACCUCUUUUCGAGCACGAAAACAAUUUUUAUACAAUCAUGACAAAAACGCCACUUGCUGAUUGCUUGCCUCGGUUUUUCGGAAACACACAAAUUGACGGGCACGAAUACUUGCUGAUUGAAGAUCUUACAGCUGGUAUGACAAGUCCUUGUAUUGCCGACUUAAAAUUAGGAACUCGAUCGUUCGAAAUCGGCGUUUCAGAAAGUAAGGUGCGUAAGCAGAUGCAGAAUAUGUCAAAGAGUACCACACCAAAAUAUGCAGUCCGAAUUAUUGACGUUUCUAUGAGAAAAGAUGGAAACUUAGUUAACCACUGGGAUAGGAACUUCGGUAAGAAGGCUCCAAUACAGUCAUUCAUUGAUACAAUGAACAAAUUCAUUCCUGUUAAUCGCAAGCAAGAGUUUUUGGACAAGGUAGAAGAUGUCAUCACUAAGUUAACUCAAACCAAAGAAAUUUAUCCUGGUAGCAGGUUGUAUAGCGCAUCACUUUUGGUAGUUUAUGACGGAGAUCAAGAUUUACCAAUCAGAGUUGCGCUUAUUGACUUCGCCCAUGCUUAUUCUGAUAUCACCCAAUGCAGUGGCAAGAUGGAUAGUGAAGAAUUUGAAGAUAAUACAAUCUUAGGCCUCAGAAAUAUUAUUCAUCUUCUUACGGACCCCACAGAGCUUGAAAAACGUCAGAUAUAA
Trichomonas vaginalis G3 is the source of this 801-nucleotide messenger RNA. Its product is annotated as inositol hexakisphosphate kinase. Gene Ontology annotation, cellular component: cytoplasm; nucleus. Gene Ontology annotation, molecular function: inositol hexakisphosphate kinase activity. Gene Ontology annotation, biological process: inositol phosphate biosynthetic process; phosphatidylinositol phosphate biosynthetic process. The record is from RefSeq and is a predicted model, not a curated record. The coding region runs from base 1 to 801 and encodes 266 amino acids. Lineage: Eukaryota; Parabasalia; Trichomonadida; Trichomonadidae. The transcript has a single exon.